Messenger RNA from Poecilia reticulata (guppy), 1552 nucleotides. RefSeq names its product odorant receptor 131-2-like. The record is from RefSeq and is a predicted model, not a curated record. Gene Ontology annotation, cellular component: membrane. Gene Ontology annotation, biological process: detection of chemical stimulus involved in sensory perception of smell; G protein-coupled receptor signaling pathway. Lineage: Eukaryota; Metazoa; Chordata; Actinopteri; Cyprinodontiformes; Poeciliidae. Gene Ontology annotation, molecular function: odorant binding; G protein-coupled receptor activity; olfactory receptor activity.
UCAACACAGAUUACUCUCAACACGCCUCUUUCAAGAUGUCUUCUUCAUCAGCUCCUGGCACAAACUUCACAGUUACUGAGGGCAACCUGACCGGACCCGGAGUUAAUCUGAGCAUGUUUUCUUUGACUGCUGUUAUAGGCAAUGUGGUUGUUAUUUUACUCGGCAUCAUCACCUGCUCCAUUAAUACGCUAAUGAUUCACACAUUCAACAAACAUCAAAUCUUCAGGUUCAACCCUCGCUACAUCCUUUUCAUCCACUUGGUGCUAAACGAAACACUCCAGUUGAUACUCAGCAUUUCCCUCUACAUCUUUGCCAAUUCCUACUUCACCAUCUAUGUCUCCCUGUGCAUGCUCAUCCUCCUGCCGGCUGUUCUCACCACCAGAAACACUCCAUUGAAUCUGGCCUGCAUGGCAGCAGAAUGUUACAUCUCCGUCUGCAUCCCCCUCCGCCACGGAAACAUAUGUACAGUUAAGAAAACCUACAUUGCUAUUGGCAUUAUGUGGGUGAUAAGCUUGCUCACUAUUCUACCUGAUAUCUUUAUUCUUUUYAUUACUGAAGAGCUGCAUUUUUUGAAAACGAGAGUUUUCUGUGAAAGUGACAGAGUGUAUAGAAGCACCUACAGUAAAAAUAAGAGAUAUGUGUCCCAUAUAUUUUUUCUGGUGGUGGUUUGUCUCACUCUGUUCUACACUUAUUUCAGAAUUUUGUUUGUGGCAAAAGCUGCAAAUUCUGAUGCUAAAAAAGCAAGAAACACAAUUCUGCUUCAUGGUUUUCAGGUGCUGAUGUGCAUGACGCUGUAUAUGCAAACUUUUCUAAAGCARCUCCUCAUAUACUUGUUUCCUGGGCAGAGCAUUUUCGUACAGCAUGUUAUUUUCAUAUUAAUCCAGAUCAUUCCUCGCUGUCUAAGUCCCGUUGUUUAUGGGAUACGAGACAAAACUUUCAGAAUGUACUUUAAGAAGUAUUUUAUAUGUUUGCAAGUAAAAGCAAUAAAGGUACAAACCUAACAGAGAGCCAAAAGUCUUGGCUCUCUGUUUUGUGAAAUACACUGAGCUUUUUUAACAAAGCUCCAGUGGCCUGCGUGAAAAUGGAUAGUGAGUAAGUAGUUGGACAUGAAUGUAACAAAGUGCAAGUUAACACGUCAUUUUCAUGCAGCAUUUAUUAAGGGCAAUCUCAACAACCAUUUCAUUAACUUGUUAAAAUGUUCGUUAACACAAAUGAUGAAUCUGCCAACUAGACAAAGUAAACUGUGUUGUAUACAACUAGACAUGAUAAUGUCAUGAUCCUUGAGUGUUUGGGUUUUGGCUGUUAUUUAUGCUUGGAAUCCUCUAUUAUUUCACAACUGCUUUUGCCUCAUUUAGUUAAUCUUUUUCCAUAUCAGAUCUUGCCAUAUAAGUUUAUUMCUUCUGAUUUAGUUUCUGUAUUUAAUGCUAUUUUAACAAAACAGUUGAAUGCCACCUGCUUCCAAUUUUUUGCCCUCUAAGCAUCAGACUUCAUCAGCAGUCUGAACAGUCAUGCCAUAUAAUCUGACUUUUAAAUCAUAGAUGUGCUUCAAUKG